Molecule: messenger RNA, 825 nt
Organism: Engraulis encrasicolus (European anchovy)
Lineage: Eukaryota; Metazoa; Chordata; Actinopteri; Clupeiformes; Engraulidae
Product: pituitary tumor-transforming gene 1 protein-interacting protein
Exons: 7
Coding region: 167-706 (179 amino acids)
Biological process (GO): protein import into nucleus
Cellular component (GO): cytoplasm; nucleus
Source: RefSeq, a predicted model, not a curated record
ACAGUUCAAUUUGACUCCGCAGCCUCCAAAGCAGGAAACAGGAAGUAUCGAACAACAAAACAUCGUCGAAACAGAUUAAGGAAAGGGAAACUUUUCAUAUCGGUUGGAAGGAUUUAAUGAAGUAAACGUUCUGUCACCUCGCCACAGUGGACUGAGUACACACAGCAUGUCUGCACGUGGGGCUGGAAUUCUUAUUUCGGGUUUUGUCGUUGUCAUCUUUGCAGUUUUCCAUCCAGGAACUUGUCAGACUACGACUCCAUCCCCAGCACCUGUUCAUAGACCUUGCAAAACACGAACAUCAUGUGAUGACUGCCUUCGCAACGUCACGUGUCUGUGGUGCAUGACCAACGGUACGUGUGGUGAUUAUCCAGUCUCCACCGUCCUGCCCCCAUCCUCUGUGUGUAAGCUGUCGGAGGCGCGAUGGGGGGUCUGCUGGGUGAACUUCGAGGCCCUGAUCAUAGCCAUGGCAGUGCUGGGAGGAACCAUCCUGAUCAGCGUGGUGGUCUGCUGCUGCUGCUGCUGCUGCAAGAAGAGCUACUCAAGGCUUGACAGAGAUGAGGAGCGUCUGGCUAGGAGUCGUGAAGCUGCCAGACAGCGCGGUGAGGAACGGAGGACUGACAGAAAGACUCGCCACGAGGAGAUCCGCAAGAAGUAUGGUCUGAUUCCAGACUCUGACCACCCAUACAGCAAGUACGAGAAUGAGUAAAACACACGCACAUGCACGCUUACACACACAUGCACUAGGGCUGUAACGAUACACUCAACUCACGAUUUGGUUCGUAUUACGAUUUCUGACCUACGGUUCAAUACACCCAACAAUUUUUU